GGGAGCGCCAGCUGCGGGCGGCCGCGCCGGUGCUGGUUUCCUGGUGGCUGGCGCCGCCUCGGACCCGGCGCGAUGGGCAAGAAGGGCAAGAAGGAGAAGAAGGGCCGCGGUGCGGAGAAGACGGCCGCCAAGAUGGAGAAGAAAGUGUCCAAGCGCUCGCGGAAGGAGGAGGAAGACCUGGAGGCCCUCAUCGCCCACUUCCAGACUCUGGACGCCAGGAAGACCCAGGUCGUGGAGACCCCGUGCCCCCCGCCCUCACCACGGUUGAAUGCCUCUCUCUCUGCUCAUCCUGAGAAAGAUGAAUUGAUCCUGUUCGGAGGUGAAUAUUUCAAUGGCCAAAAAACGUUGCUGUACAACGAGCUCUAUGUCUACAAUACCAGGAAGGACACCUGGACCAAAGUCGACAUCCCCAACCCGCCGCCGCGGCGCUGUGCGCACCAGGCUGUGGUGGUGCCUCAAGGCGGUGGGCAGCUGUGGAUCUUCGGAGGGGAGUUUGCGUCCCCCGACGGGGAGCAGUUCUACCACUAUAAGGAUCUCUGGGUCCUGCACCUGGCCAACAAGACCUGGGAGCCAGUCAGAGCCCCAGGGGGUCCAUCGGGUCGGAGCGGACAUCGGAUGGUUGCCUGGAAGAGGCACCUGAUCCUUUUCGGUGGCUUCCAUGAGAGUGCAAGGGACUACAUCUACUACAACGACGUGUAUGCCUUCAAUCUGGACACCUUCACGUGGAGCAAGCUGUGCCCUUCCGGAACUGGGCCCACGCCCAGGUCAGGCUGCCAGAUGUCCGUCACCCCCCAGGGCGGCAUUGUCGUCUAUGGGGGCUACUCGAAGCAGCGAGUCAAGAAGGACGUGGACCACGGCACCCAGCACUCAGACAUGUUCCUGCUGAAGCCGGAGGACGGGAGAGAAGGGAAGUGGACGUGGGCCCGCAUUCACCCCUCUGGAGUGAAGCCCAGCCCGAGGUCUGGCUUCUCGGUGGCCGUGGCCCCAAAUCAGCAGACGCUGCUCUUCGGGGGGGUGUGUGACGAGGAAGAGGAGGAGCGCCUGGAGGGCGACUUCUUCAAUGACCUGCACUUCUACGACGCCACCAGGAACCGCUGGUUUGCGGGGCAGCUGAAGGGCCCUAAGUCAGAGAAGAGGAAACGGAGGCGGGGCAAGAAGGAGGACCUGGCAGGGCCCUGUGAGCCGGAGAGCCGGGGAGCCAGCGCCCCGCAGCCCCUGGAGGUGGUCAGCGAGGUGGUGACCGAGGACGGCACCGUGGUCACCAUCAAGCAGAUGCUCGCGGCCCCGGGCCCGGUGGGACAGCCCCAGGAGGAGGACGAAGACGGGGACGGGGCCGAGGCAGCCGGCGGGCCUGAGGUCGGGCCCAGCCCACGCUCCCACGCCAUGCUGGCCGUGAAGCAUGGGCUGCUGUACCUCUACGGGGGCAUGUUUGAGGCCGGUGACCGCCAGGUCACCCUCGGGGACCUGUACUGCCUGGACCUGCACAGGAUGGAGGAGUGGAAGGUCCUGGUGGACGUGGAUCCAGGAACUCAGGAGUGGCUGGGGGAGACGGACUCUGACGAGGACAGUGAGGGAGCCGAGAGCGCCGAGGGGUCGGAGGACGACGAGGACAGUGGAGAGGAAGAGGAGGAAGAAGAGCCCCCGCACUCAGAGGUGGCGACAGAGAGAGGACGCGGACAGCAUGCGGCCCGACGCCCCGCGGAAGGGACAUCGCCGGCUCCCUGCGGCGCCAGGUGAAGGCCGCUGGGCCGUGGCCCUCACCACACAGGGCCGUGCUGCACGUGCCUGGGCCGCGACGGAAGCUGAGGAUCCAGUUAAAGGGCCCCACGUGACAGACUGCGGUGCGGCUGAGUCCCCUGGGCGUCUCGGUGUCGUGGAGGUAAAGCUGGACCUGAAGGAGCAGCACAGGUUUAUGGUCUGUGGCAGCCCCGGCACAGCCAGUGUUUCUGCUCUAAUAAAAGCGGCUGAGCUGCG
This is a messenger RNA of Lepus europaeus (European hare), 1974 nucleotides long. It is a transcript of the gene KLHDC4, whose product is annotated as kelch domain containing 4. NCBI's taxonomy places the organism in Eukaryota, Metazoa, Chordata, Mammalia, Lagomorpha, Leporidae. Gene Ontology annotation, molecular function: protein binding. The coding region runs from base 73 to 1737 and encodes 554 amino acids. The transcript has 12 exons. The record is from RefSeq and is a predicted model, not a curated record.